This is a messenger RNA of Electrophorus electricus (electric eel), 2975 nucleotides long. It is a transcript of the gene exoc3, whose product is annotated as exocyst complex component 3. Gene Ontology annotation, molecular function: SNARE binding. Gene Ontology annotation, biological process: exocyst localization; exocytosis. Lineage: Eukaryota; Metazoa; Chordata; Actinopteri; Gymnotiformes; Gymnotidae. Gene Ontology annotation, cellular component: exocyst. The record is from RefSeq and is a predicted model, not a curated record.
CACGGUUCAUCAACCAGGAAGGGUAGCAGCGAGAGAUAAGCCCGCUAGCUACCUAGCAAAUAAUAUGAAAUUAAUGCCUCAAGUUGCGACGCACACCCCGUAGGAACAUAAAGCAGCGCCUGGUCCAUCAGCGCUAUUGCUGGGUCAUGGAGGAGACGAACAGAGAGGCCGUGGCCACGGCUGUGCAGCGAGUGGCUGGCAUGCUGCAGCGCUCAGACCAGCUUGACAAAGUGGAGCAGUACAGACGAAGAGAGGCACGGAAAAAAGGAUCUGUAGAGGCCAGACUUAAAGCAGCCAUUCAGUCCCAGUUGGACGGAGUGAGAACAGGUCUCACUCAGCUGCACAACGCCUUGUGCGACGUGAAGGACAUCCAGAACUCACUGGCUGACGUCAGUAAGGACUGGAGGCAGAGCAUCAACACGAUAGAGAACCUGAAAGACGUCAAGGAUGCUGUAGUCCAGCACAGUCAGCUGGCUUCUGCUGUGGAAAACCUCAAGAACAUCUUCUCAGUGCCCGAGAUCGUAAAGGAGACGCACGAGCUGAUUGAGCGCGGUGAGCUGCUGCAGGCACACCGGCGUCUCAUGGACCUGGAGUGCUCACGCGACGACCUCAUGUACGAGCAGUACCGCAUGGACAGCAGGAACGCACACGACAUGAACCUGAUCCGCGCCUACUUCGACCAUGUGCAGGGCCUGUCCGACGAGCUGGCCAAGCAGCUGUGGCUGGUCAUACAGCGCACCCUGGUGACGGUGCGGCGCGACCCCACGCUGCUGGUGUCGGCCAUGCGCGUCAUCGAGCGUGAGGAGAAGAUUGACCGGCGCAUGCUGGACCGCAAACGGCAGACGGGCUUUAUCCCGCCCGGACGGCCCAAAGCAUGGAAGAACCGCAUGAAUGAGGUGCUGGAGGGGACGGUGAGUGCGCGCAUCGAGAGCACGCAGUCGGAGACGCGUGACUCGGACAAGAUGUGGCUGGUGCGCCUGCUGGAGCUCACGCGCAAGUACGUGCUGGAUGACCUGGUGGUGGUGAAGAACCUGGUGGUGCAGUGCUUCCCGCCGCACUACAACACCUUCCAGCUGUUCUUCGACCUGUACCGCUGCGCGCUGUCGGCCCGCGUGCAGGAGCUCACCACCGAGAAGCUGGAGGCCAACGAGAUUGUCUCGCUGCUCACAUGGGUGCUCAACACGUACCAGAGUGUGGAGAUGAUGGGCCAUCCAGACCUGCAGCCCGAGUGCGACAUAAAGCAGCUGGAGCCUCUGCUGCCACAGGAAGUGGUGGACAGGCUGCUCAGUGAAUACAUGAAGACCUUCACUUCCAACAUCACGGGAUGGCUGCGGAAAGCCCUGGAGACCGAUAAGAAAGACUGGCAGAGGGACACGGAGCCGGAGGCAGACCAGGACGGUUACUACCAGACCACCCUGCCCGCCAUUGUCUUCCAGAUGUUUGAGCAGAACCUGCAGGUGGCCGCUCAGAUUAGCGAGGAGUUCAAAGAGGAGGUGCUGAAGCUCUGCCUGAAGCAGAUGACCUCGUUCCUGGUGCGGUACAGGGACGAGGUAGUGGCCUACAAGGAAGAGCACCUGAAGGACCGGCAGCUGCCCCAGUUCUACGUCCAGUACAUGAUCGCCAUCAUCAACAACUGCCAGACGUUCAAGGAGUCUAUAAACAGUCUGAAGCGCAAGUACUCGCAUUCGACAGAUCCCACUCCAAAUGACGCGGCCAUUGAGAAGACCCUGAGCGAGGUGGCCAAGGAGGGUUGCCAGUUCCUGCUGGAUGAGGUGUUCCUGGACCUGGAGAAUCAUCUGAACGACCUGCUGACCCGGAAGUGGCUGACGGGCUGUCACGCCGUGGACACCAUCUGCGUGACGGUGGAGGAUUACUUCAACGACUUUGCUAAGAUCAAGAAGCCUUAUAACCAGGAGAUGACGGCGGAGGCCCACCGGCGUGUGGUGGUGGAGUACCUGAAGGCGGUGGUGCAGAAGCGCAUCACGUUCAAGAACGCAGAGGAGAGGAAGGACGGAGCAGAGCGCAUGAUCAAAGAGGCCGAGCAGUUCAGCUUCCUCUUUAAGAAGCUUUCUGCCGGUGAGGAUACAGACUGGCUGUGUGGGUCCAUCACUGCCAUUGCGGAGGUGUUCAAGCUUACUGACCCUAGUCUACUCUUUCUGGAGGUGUCCACCCUGGUCUCCAAAUACCCAGAUAUCAGGGAGGAGCACAUCGUGGCCUUGCUGGCCGUCCGGGGUGACGCCUCCCGCGACAUGAGGCAGACUAUCGUGGAGACACUGAACCAGAGCAAGCCCUCCAUCUCCACCCGCUCAUCACCCGUCUUCAGGGACAUCACCGUGCCAACCAUCGCAACCAUGACAGCCAUGGCCGUACCUAAAUUGCUGAAAUAAUAAUCGGGGCCCCUGGGGAGGCCGACCGUUUCACCUCUGAGGUAGCGCCAGACUAACGGGCCAAGGCAGGGGCGUGCCAUCUUUAGGACUUUGCAAUAAAUAAGAAGAGGGCUGUCAGGACUUGGUUUGUUUUUACGAUGACUUGAUGUACAGGAAAUUCCUAGUGUAUUGUUUGUUUGUUUGUUUUCUUUGUUGAACACUAAAAAUACCCUGCCUUCUUCCUGCUUUUCUUAACACUGGACACGAUGUGACUGGAUAAUUGCUUCGCUGCCAUUUCAUCUCUGAUUUCGUUUGGUUUUGUUUUAAACAAACAAACAAACAAACAAACAAAGUUCUCACUGUAAUACUUCUGUAGGUGCUUGGCUUCACUGAAUAAUUUACUUUUUUACAACGCACAUUCACCAAUGUGCGUUAUGUUCGAAACACCAUAAUGCUCCACAUUCCCCGUGACCCUUUCCUAGGUAAGGGAAGCUCACCACUGCAGCGAUCCCAGGAAAGUCACGCAUGAUCCUUUCACACAGAGUUUAGGUAGUACAAGUGGAGCAGCUCCACUCAGAUGAAUCAAAAAUAAAAUGAUUUAUGAUGAAA